AUGAGGCCACGGAGAAAGGGCUGCCAGGACAUUACUGAAGCUUACAGGCCACCUGUGCUGAGGGCCAGGAAGAGAACUUGUGUGGAGCCCUGGGUUGUUGGCCUCAUCUCUUUUUUAUCCCUGAUUGUCCUGGCAGUGUGCAUUGGACUCACUGUUCACUAUGUCAGAUACAAUCAAAGGAGGACCUACCAUUACUAUAGCACAUUGCCAUUCACAAGUGACAAGCUAUAUUCUGAGUUUGGAAGAGAGGCUUCUAAAAAUUUCACAGAUAUGAGUCAGAGAAUUGAAACUAUGGUGAAAAACGCAUUUUACAAAUCUCCGCUAAGGGGACAGCUUGCCAAAGCUCACAUUAUCAAGUACAGUGAAGAAGACGAUGGAGUGUUGGCUCACAUGGUGCUGAUUUUUCGAAUUCGCUCUACCGAGGAUCCUGAAAUCGUGCAUAAAAUUAUUGAACAUGUUCUGCAUGAAAAGCUGAAACAUGCUACAGGACCCCCCAGCGUUGAUCCUGAAUCAGUUGAAAUUAAAAAAAUCAACAAGACAGAAACAGACAACUAUCUCAACCACUGUUGUGGGACACGACGGAAUAAAUCGACAGCCCAGACUAGUGUGAGGAUUGUCGGUGGGACACGAGUAGAAGAAGGAGAGUGGCCAUGGCAAAGCAGCCUGCAGUGGGACAGGGCCCACCGCUGUGGAGCGACCUUAAUCAACAGCACGUGGCUCGUGAGCGCUGCUCACUGCUUUCGAACGCACAGGGAUCCAUCCAGAUGGACUGCUUCCUUUGGGGCAACAUUACAACCUCCAAAACUGACCACAGGCGUCAAGAGGAUAAUUGUUCAUGAAAAAUACAAAUACCCGUCACACGACUAUGACAUUGCAGUCGUAGAGCUUUCAAAGCCUGUCCCCUGCACAAAUGCAGUGCACAAGGUUUGUCUCCCUGACGCAAACCAUGAAUUCCAGCCGGGGCAGAGGAUGUUUGUGACAGGAUUUGGAGCACUGCAAAAUGAUGGUUUCACUCAGAAUCACCUUCGGCAAGUACAAGUGGACUACAUAGAUACCCAAACCUGCAAUCAACCUCAAGCUUACAAUGGCGCCAUCACUUCCAGGAUGCUGUGUGCUGGCUUUCUAAAAGGAGAAAAAGAUGCAUGCCAGGGUGACUCCGGAGGACCGCUGGUUACUUCCGAUGUUAGAGAUAUCUGGUACCUUGCUGGAGUGGUGAGCUGGGGAGACGAAUGCGGCCAACCCAAUAAGCCUGGUGUUUAUACUAGGGUGACAGCCUUCCGGGACUGGAUUGCUUUCAACACUGGGAUCUAAAACGGAGAGACCCAGUGGAACGAAAUGCAGGUUUUCGUCAGUAGGCUGUUCUCAGAG
Acomys russatus (golden spiny mouse) is the source of this 1368-nucleotide messenger RNA. RefSeq names its product transmembrane protease serine 11E. The transcript is spliced from 10 exons. Lineage: Eukaryota; Metazoa; Chordata; Mammalia; Rodentia; Muridae. The record is from RefSeq and is a predicted model, not a curated record. Gene Ontology annotation, biological process: proteolysis. Bases 1 to 1311 code for a protein of 436 amino acids. Gene Ontology annotation, cellular component: plasma membrane; extracellular region. Gene Ontology annotation, molecular function: serine-type endopeptidase activity.